AUGAUCUCGGCUAUAAAGAGGGGUAAAGGUCUCAUCCAUGUUUACCUUGCUCUGGAAAUAAAACGGAAAAGAAGGUGGUUCGACUUUGGUCUCGAUUUCUUGGUUGAGCUUGGCUGGGGACUUUUUGGUGCGGGUUUUUCAAAUUUUGGAGAGCUUUAUGUGAACUUAUGCAAGUGCGGGAGUUGGUCUCUAAAUAUAACUUUUUACAUAGCGAGUAGCUUGAAAACUGGUUUUGUUGGUGAGACUCGCUGGGAACAUAAACAGGAAGCUGACCUCCACGCUGCGAUCUCCCCUGCUGAUAAUAACUCGACGAGGCCCCCCUCUGCUCCCCCCUCACAAGCGGGCCCCCAAAGAAAAUCGACUGCCCCCUCCGUCCCCAAAGACGACGACGAGCCCACGCUCCUCGCGGCCGCCGACACAAACCUCCCGGCCUCCGCAUCCCAAUACACCGACGAUUUCCCAUUCUCCCCCGGGCCCGUAUUACUCUUAUUCGGGCCGCUUUCCAGGCCCGGCACCUCCUUUGGGCCGCUGGUCCCGGGCGAAUUCAUGGUCGGCGACACGUACAUCGAGUCCGCAUUAGACGGGCUGAGAUUCACCGCGAGCGGGCUGCUCAGGUUGCUGAGGCUGCGGGCCCACAUGUCGGCGCUGGCCCGGCUCGGCGGAUACGAGCUCUUUCCCGUGCCGGCCUUCGGGUCCGGGUCGUGGGGGUUGUUGGGCCUGGAGCCCACGGGCCGGAGGAUGGAGGACGAGGCCCGGGCCUUGGCGCCGGCCUUGUGGGCCUCGGUGGAGUCCAGCUUGGCAAGCUUCCAUGCGCUGAUUCGGAUCGGGCGUUGGGCUGCUCGUUUGCCCUUGUCGGGCUGUGGGGCGUCUGGGUCGACUGUGGAUGGGGCCCGUCCGGGCUCUAGAGAGCUUCUCCCACUAAUGGCAGUGACAGCCGAACUUGUGGGUGAAGAGGGCAAACUUUGUUGGUCUCCAGCGUCUACCGAAGGUCCAGGCGCCUCACUUUGUGUUCUCAUAGCAACAACAUAUUCGUAUGUUGUUAUACCCUAUACAUAA
Striga asiatica is the source of this 1056-nucleotide messenger RNA. The record is from the annotation of a GenBank genome assembly. NCBI's taxonomy places the organism in Eukaryota, Viridiplantae, Streptophyta, Magnoliopsida, Lamiales, Orobanchaceae.